Molecule: messenger RNA, 1320 nt
Organism: Plodia interpunctella (Indianmeal moth)
Lineage: Eukaryota; Metazoa; Arthropoda; Insecta; Lepidoptera; Pyralidae
Product: inositol oxygenase-like
Exons: 7
Coding region: 142-1023 (293 amino acids)
Biological process (GO): inositol catabolic process
Cellular component (GO): cytoplasm
Molecular function (GO): iron ion binding; inositol oxygenase activity
Source: RefSeq, a predicted model, not a curated record
CCAACAUCUUAACCGAGAUAAAAACAAACAUACUAUCAUAUCGCUAUCUGAAUUAAGGCAUUAUCCUCUUGAGAAGCCAGUUUUAUAUAAAUUAGCAAAGCAAUAUUUCCCAGUUAUUGUUGGUUCAGUGAGGAUUGCAGUAUGGCUACUGAAGUUCAAAAGACCCCCGUGUCCAUGAUCGACCCGUCACAGCUUCUGCGCCCGGAGCCGACCUUCAACGACAAGCCCAUCGACGCGUUCCGCGACUACUCCGUGAAUGACUCCGACCCCAUCAAGGAGCGCGUGCGCAGGACCUACUACCUCAUGCACACCAAUGUCACCGUCGACCUGGUCAAGCAGAAACGUGAAAAAUGGCUGAAGUUCAACCACUUCAAGGCGACGAUCAAGGAGGCGCUGAUCAAGCUGAACGAGCUGGUGGACGAGUCGGACCCGGACACCGACCUGCCCAACAUCGUGCACGCCUUCCAAACCGCCGAGAGGAUCCGCCAGGACCACCCCAACGACGACUGGUUCCACCUCACUGGACUCAUCCACGACUUGGGAAAGGUGAUGGCGUUCUACGACGAACCUCAAUGGUGCGUGGUGGGCGACACGUUUCCCGUGGGCUGCAGGUGGGCCGACUCCAUCGUGUACGGCCCUGACAGCUUCAAGGACAACCCUGACACAUACAACCCUAAAUAUAACACGAAGUACGGUAUGUACGAGCCGCACUGCGGUCUGGACAACCUGAUGAUGUCCUGGAGCCACGACGAAUACCUCUACCAGUUCCUCAAACACAACAACGCUGAGAUCCCCGAGAAAGGGCUCUACAUGAUCAGGUUCCACUCGUUCUACCCGUGGCACGCGGGCGGCGACUACCGGCACCUCACCAACGACAGAGACGACAAGAUCCUGGAGUGGGUGCUCGAGUUCAACAAAUACGACUUGUAUACUAAGAGCGAACAGAUCCCGGACAUCGAAGCCCUGUGGCCCUACUACGAAGGGCUCAUCAAGAAGUACAUACCCGGAGUCUGCGAGUGGUGAACAUACAUACAUAUAACGAAAUAAUAAUAAAAAAUUAAAUAAUAUUAAAAUAAUAUACAAUUAUAUAUUCAAUAAUGGACACAGAAUAUACGAAUGAUAUGUAAAAAGUACAUUUAUAUUAAAUUAUUCGUUUCAUAUAAUAUCUAUUUUAUCUAAUGAAAGGUUCACUAGAAUACUUCCUUGGUAUUGUUGUAUUUUAUUAAAUAAAAAUAGGUGAAGUUUAAUAUUAUAUUUUCUCAUGUAGACUGUACUUACUAUAUAGUAUAUAUAUAUUAAUAAAUAUAUAUGUAUCCUUAA